This is a messenger RNA of Drosophila grimshawi, 1769 nucleotides long. RefSeq lists its product as uncharacterized. The transcript has 6 exons. Lineage: Eukaryota; Metazoa; Arthropoda; Insecta; Diptera; Drosophilidae. The coding region runs from base 1 to 1719 and encodes 572 amino acids. The record is from RefSeq and is a predicted model, not a curated record.
AUGGAGUGGCAGCAUUACUCAGCUGGUGCUGGGCUCUGGAUGCCGCUGAUGCUGCUCUGUUUGCCACUGCUGCAUGCCUGGAGCCUGCCUGCCGCCGCACCCUUGGAGUCCGCGUGGUCAGCAGUUGUGGCAGACAAGCCGGUGGCAGUUGCAACAGCAACGACACCAGUUCCUCGCCAGCUGAAUGAUAUCUCACCUUAUGUGGAUCUGGCUUUGUGUCCCAUUCGCUUGGAGCCCUGGGGCUGUGCCAAACAGAAAACGGCUCGAAUUCUCGAUGCCUGGGAUGAUGAACUCCAUAUGCAGUGGCAAAAGCUGAAAGUUGAAGCAGAUCGGCAGCUGAAUGCAACGAUUGAGAGACGUGGCUAUAGCGCCUCGGAGCUGCCCAUCAAGGAGAAGCCAUCGACGCUGCUCAAGAAAAUCGAGAUCGGCACCAAAUACAUGAAGGAAUAUUUGGCCGAGACGAUGGACGGUUUCCUUGGCCGUGAAUACGAAUCGAAACCGGAGUCGGCAGAUGAUAGUGAAAAUACUGACUAUGAUGAGGAGACAGAUGCGGAUACGGAGGGGGAUGCUGAUGCAGAAGGAGAGGCAGAGGGAGAGGCAGAGGCAGAGUCAGGUGCGGAAGAUGAGGAUGAGAACGAGAAGGAGACGGAGGCAGACGCUUCCAAUAGCGGUGAUCAGGAGACGAGCGAUGCUGAGGAGGAUGAGGCAGAGGAAGAUGCUGAGGAUGAUCCAGAAAAUGAAAGUGGACAGGCAGCAGCUGCCACAGCAAAUGCUGCACCAGUGGCAACCUCUGUGUUCAGUGAGGAUAACACAUCUGGCGCCGUGGAGUUUAUAGAGCUCGAGGAUGGCGAGGCGGAGGCUGCGGGUGCAGCCAAAAAACCAAGCGGAAGCAAGCGCAAGAAAGAUAAGAAACGCAAGCAGAAAAAGAAGAAAAAGGGGCAGCAAGAACAACCUGCAACAUUGGUUGUGGUGCAAGCAGCGCCAGAGCAUCACGAUGAACACGAGAGCAUCUCCACAGGAGGUCAUGGCGGAGGACAUGGAGGAGGACAUGGAGGAGGAGGACAUGGAGGAGGAGGUAGACCCGCAAAGAAGCGCAAACAAAAACGUGGCAAGCGUAAGAAGAAGGGUCAGCAACAGGCCACGUGGCAGGUGGAGGAAUCGAGUGAUUCACUGGGACUUGGUCUGCUCGAUGAGCUGUUGGAUGUGCCGGAAAUUGGAGGCGUAGGCGAAGGCGGCGGAGGAAAGCGCAAGCAUAAGAAACCCACAAAAUAUGGUAGAAGUAACGGAGUUACGCGCGGCAAGAAGAAGAAGAAGAGGAAGGCAUUCGCUAAACUGGUGCUGAUUGGCUCACUGCUGAAGUCGAAAAUCGAGUUACUCCUGAAAAUAUUGGGUGCCCAUUUGCAGGUCAAAUUCUUUGCCAUAGCCCUGAUUGGAUUGCUCAUAAAUAUAGCCCGAUUCUGGAUCGAUGUGAAGCGGGGCGGUACUCCCGCCAAGGUUGUCUAUGUCGAACAUGCUCAUCAUCAGCACCAUUAUGAGGAUCAUGGCGAGGAUUGGGGCGAACAGGGCAGCUACUGGAAGCGAUCCCUGCAAACGGAUCCCUCCGUCGAGGAUAUCGACUCCUCCACGGACAGCUAUCAGAAUAGGCCGCAUCAUCAGCAGCAGCCGCAACACGAUGCACAUUAUUUGGCCUAUCGCGGCAAUCAGCAUCAGUGGCAGUAGUAGUUGUGUGGCACGUGCCACAUAUACAUAUGUGCGGCAUAUACACAUAA